AUGGAUUUUACUCAUUGUUUUAAGCAUUCCACUGGCUUUCAAGGAGGUGAAGGUAUUAGAAAUAUGAUAUUGGAUCCAUUAUGUCAUAGGUUUAGAUGUAGAAAUUUCAAUUGCAAUGUUUUCUAUCCCAAGCAUGGAUCAAAAACUUGCUCCCUGAGGAAAAUAAGGAGAAUCAUGGAGUAUAGUAGUUGUUUAAGUUCAAAUUUGAUUUUUGAAGGAAACUCUGAUAAUCCUUUGUGCAGAACGUAUUUGGCUACCUCAUUUUUUUAUGAUUUACCUGAUGUAUUCAUAGUAAGAGGAGUUAGAUCGCAUUGCCAAGGUAAUGAGUCUUUAGCGUGUACUGAUGGGAAUGGUCGGAAUGUGGAAUUUCCUGAGAGUAAUGAUGAUAGUUCAAGUAAUUCUGUAUCCAAUGGUCUAGUAGAAGAGGUGAGAAAUCUAAAUGGUCAAGUGAAAACACCUACUGUAUAUGUGUUGAGGAAAUUGGUGCAGAAGGCAAUGGGGGAAUUGGAAGUGGCUCAUCUUAACAGUAGGAUGUUUGAGGAAAAGGUUCAAAAAAUAUCAGAAGCCGCAAUAGCCUUGAAGGACAAAGCAACUAAAGCUUGGAAUGAUGUUAGUAGCACGCUUAAUGUGAUCCAAGACAUUGUCAAUGAAGAGUAUAUUGCUAAAGAGGCUGUUCAAAAAGCAACAAUGGCACUAUCUUUAGCUGAGGCAAGGCUACAGGUGGAAGUAGACUUGGUUGAACCUCUGGAAAAGGGAAAUGGUUCCCUAGAAAGUUAUGGAAAGAGUGAUGUUCAAAUGGAUGUUAGGGAAGAUAAUGGAGCGCUAUUGGCCGCACAAUAUGAGAUUGGAAAAUGCCAGGGGAAGUUGGCAAAUUGUGAAGCAGAGUUAAGACAAGUGCGGAGUAAAAAGGAGGACUGGCAGAAAGAAGUAGAGAGAUUGAAUAAGGUUGCCGAGAACUCACAGAUGGAUGCCUUGAAAGCUGAGGAAGAUGUUGCAAAUAUCAUGCUUUUAGCAGAGCAAGCUGUUGCUUUUGAAGUUGAGGCUAUAAAGCGUGUGAAUGAUGCUGAGAUUGCCCUUAAAAGAGCUGAAAAGUCUCUUUCUAAUUUGACUGUUGAUAGGAAAGAGCUCACGCCAGCAUCAGUUGCCCAGGGUCUUAUGGAGUCUGCAAGGAAACAAAUUCCUAAGCUGGUUGUAGGAUUACUUCUCUUUGGAGCUGGGGUUGCUUUCUAUGCUAACCAGGCAGAGAGGAGUGCUCAGUUGCUGCAGCAGCCAGAGGCCAUUACCUCUAGAAUAGAAGUUUCUGCAAAUGCAAAGCCUCUGAUCCAAAAAAUACAGAAAUUUCCUAAAAGAUUAAAAAAACUAGUUGCAAUGCUUCCUCAUCAAGAGAUGAAUGAGGAGGAGGCCUCUGUCUACGAUAUGCUGUGGUUACUUCUUGCAAGUGUAAUUUUUGUGCCGAUAUUUCAGAAAAUUCCUGGAGGCAGCCCUGUUCUUGGGUAUUUGGCUGCUGGCAUCUUGAUUGGACCAUAUGGUCUAUCCAUAAUCCAUCAUGUGCAUGGGACCAAAGCAAUUGCUGAAUUUGGAGUUGUUUUUUUGCUGUUCAAUAUCGGCCUUGAGCUAUCUGUUGAAAGGUUAAGUUCCAUGAAGAAAUAUGUUUUCGGAUUAGGCUCUGCCCAGGUCUUGGUGACAUCCGUUGCAGUUGGCCUUGUUGCUCAUUUUAUUUCUGGGCAGCCUGGUCCAGCAGCAAUAGUGAUUGGGAAUGGCCUGGCAUUAUCUUCAACUGCUGUUGUCUUGCAGGUAUUACAGGAGCGAGGUGAGAGUACUUCCCGCCACGGACGUGCUUCAUUUUCUGUCUUGCUUUUUCAGGAUUUGGCUGUUGUUGUUUUGCUUAUACUCAUACCUCUUAUCUCCCCAAAUUCAUCAAAAGGAGGGGUUGGUUUUAGAGCCAUUGUGGAAGCUCUCGGACUGGCUGCUGUUAAGGCAUCAGUUGGCAUCACUGCAAUUAUUGCUGGUGGACGGUUGUUGCUCCGACCAAUUUAUAAGCAAAUAUCUGAAAAUCAAAAUCCAGAAAUAUUCUCUGCCAAUACUCUCCUCAUUAUUCUAGGGACAAGUCUACUAACUUCUGGGGCUGGACUUUCCAUGGCGUUGGGAGCAUUUCUAGCUGGUUUGCUUCUUGCAGAGACUGAAUUCUCUUUGCAGGUUGAAUCGGAUAUUGCCCCAUACCGUGGCCUCUUAUUGGGUCUCUUCUUCAUGACGGUUGGCAUGUCCAUUGACCCGAAGCUUCUUAUUUCAAAUUUCCCUGUUGUUUUGGGGUCAUUAGGACUCUUAAUUGUUGGAAAGAUUAUAUUGGUGGCAUUUGUUGGUAAACUUUUUGGUAUUUCAAUCAUAUCUGCUAUAAGGGUUGGUCUUCUUCUAGCUCCAGGAGGAGAAUUCGCAUUUGUAGCUUUUGGUGAAGCUGUUAAUCAGGGUAUAAUGUCUUCUCAACUAUCUUCAUUGUUGUUCCUUCUUGUGGGGAUCUCAAUGGCCCUCACACCAUGGCUUGCUGCUGGAGGUCAGUUAAUUGCCUCUCGUUUUGAGCUGUACGAUGUUAGGAGUUUAUUGCCUGUUGAAAGUGAGACUGAUGAUUUGCAAGAUCACGUCAUCAUCUGUGGAUUUGGACGGGUUGGGCAGAUCAUAGCUCAGCUUCUUUCAGAACUGCUAAUUCCAUUUGUUGCUCUUGAUGUUAGAAGCGAUAUGGUGGCCAUGGGGCGUGCACUGGAUCUUCCUAUUUAUUUUGGAGAUGCUGCUAGUCAAGAGGUCCUUCAUAAAGUUGGUGCUGAAAGAGCGUCUGCUGCAACAAUAACCUUGGAUACUCCUGGUGCCACUUGCAGAACUGUCUGGGCUCUGAGCAAGUAUUUCCCUAACGUGAAGACUUUCGCUCAGGCUCAUGAUGUUGAUCAUGGCCUUAUUUUGGAAAAAGCUGGGGCAACGGCUGUCGUGCCGGAGACCUUGGAACCAAGUCUGCAGUUGGUCGCCGCUGUUCUUGCACAGGCUAAACUAUCGGAAUCGGAGAUUGUUUCGACAAUCAACGAAUUUCGGUCCCGCCACCUUGCAGAGCUAACAGAGCUAUGCCAAGCUAGUGGAUGUUCUCUUGGUUAUGGUUUUUUUGGAGUCAAGAGUAAAUCCAAAACUCAACCGUUAGAUUCUUCAGAUGAAAACCACUCUACUGAAGGAACUUUGGCAAUAUGACAGGUAAUUCCGUUGCCACAAAAUAAAUAAGAGAGAAAAAUGGGAGGUAACUGUAUAGAAUAAAUUCAUGCCCCGGUGUUGCAAGUCGUACAUAAAUAGACCAAAAUGGGGUAGAAGCAAAUGCAUAGUGGACUUUUCGCUGAG
Hibiscus syriacus is the source of this 3369-nucleotide messenger RNA. Its product is annotated as K(+) efflux antiporter 2, chloroplastic-like. The transcript is spliced from 20 exons. Gene Ontology annotation, molecular function: potassium:proton antiporter activity. The record is from RefSeq and is a predicted model, not a curated record. Gene Ontology annotation, biological process: proton transmembrane transport; potassium ion transport. Bases 1 to 3225 code for a protein of 1074 amino acids. NCBI's taxonomy places the organism in Eukaryota, Viridiplantae, Streptophyta, Magnoliopsida, Malvales, Malvaceae. Gene Ontology annotation, cellular component: chloroplast; membrane.